Messenger RNA from Candoia aspera, 4406 nucleotides. It is a transcript of the gene GATD3, whose product is annotated as glutamine amidotransferase class 1 domain containing 3. Lineage: Eukaryota; Metazoa; Chordata; Lepidosauria; Squamata; Candoiidae. The record is from RefSeq and is a predicted model, not a curated record. The transcript is spliced from 7 exons. Gene Ontology annotation, cellular component: mitochondrion. The coding region runs from base 103 to 900 and encodes 265 amino acids.
GCGCGUCCCCUUCCGAAACGCAGCCUUUGGAGAAGCCGCUCACAAGGGCUUCGGCCGCAGCGCAACCUUCCGUUCCCCUGUGGGUCUGUCUGCCGAGUCGAGAUGUGGGCUGCUAAGUUCGCGAGCGGCCGGCCGCCUCUCCUGUCCUCGGCGCUGCUGCUCUCGAGGGGGGUCCCAGCGUCCUGCUCUCCCUUUCACUCCUCGGCGCAGUGCCGCGGGGCUAAAGUCGCUGUGGUUCUUUCUGGUUGUGGUGUUUAUGAUGGCACGGAAAUCCACGAAUCCUCUGCGAUAUUGGUUCAUUUGAGCCGAGGAGGAGCCAAUGUUGAGAUGUAUGCUCCAAAUAUUUCUCAGAUGCAUGUUGUUGAUCACAGCAAAGGACAACCAGCUGAGGGGGAAUCAAGAAAUGUCUUAGCAGAAUCAGCAAGGAUUGCUCGUGGGAAAAUUGCUGACUUGGCUAAACUUACUGCAAAGGACCAUGAUGCAGUCAUAUUUCCUGGAGGCUUUGGAGCUGCUAAAAAUCUAUCUACCUUUGCUGUGGAUGGGAAAGACUGUAAAGUUAAUAAAGAAGUUGAGCGUGUGCUGAAAGACUUCUACAAAGCAGGGAAGCCCAUUGGGUUGUGCUGCAUUUCCCCUGUCUUGGCUGCAAAGGUUCUUCCUGGCACUGAAGUUACCGUAGGACACGAACAAGAACAAGGUGGGAGGUGGCCUUAUGCUGGCACUGCUGGGGCCAUUAAAGCCAUGGGAGGAAAACACUGCAUUACAGAAGUAACAGAAGCGCAUGUGGACACUACCAACAAGAUAGUUACUACACCAGCAUUUAUGUGUGAAACUGAAUUGCAUCACAUUUUUGAUGGUAUUGGAGCCAUGGUAAAAAAUGUGUUAAAGCUAACAGGCAAAUGAAGUGGAUGGCUGAAUAACAGCAGCAGUAGCUUUUAGGAAUAUUGCAGCUUUGAUGACAAAGUUGGCACAGAAUGUAUUUUUAGAGGUAUUUUAGAGGAUUGACUUAAAUUUCUGAACUGGAGCAUCCUAGUCCUAUUGAAUCAGGAUCCUUUUCAUGUCAGUCUCUUCUCCAUAUAGUGCAUUGUCACUGACAAUUGUUUUAUGUUCUGAAUGUGGCCAUUGUUAAACAAAUUGUACUUAAUAUCUCCUUAAGUAUUUAAAGUAUUACAAGCUUUAAGAAUAUUUGCAAUGAUUUACCAUGAUUUUGCAAAGCAUGUUAUGUGGCCCAUCAGUUCCAAUAUUAUAUUACUGUAGAAAUUGUGAUACAGCAUGUUAAAAUUGUGCAAAUUGGAUUUGAAUCACCAGUAUGAUAUGAUCUCUAAAGAACAGGAUCUAGGAAUCAAGAACAGCAGAAUAAAAUUCCACUCAUUUUGUAAUGUAUUUUGGAGUAGGCACUAGAAUAUUUGGGGCUAGUUUCCUGCCAAGAUAAUUAGAAGGAUUCUAAUUAUUAGUACUGUGAAAACCUGGUUGUUUAUCAUAUCAUAAGCACUGGCGUAUUACAAAUUCCUGAAGAAUUAAGACACCAUAUAUCAUCUGUAGUCACUUGAAGAAAUGAGGCUUUAGCUCAAAUGACAGUUCUAAUUAUAGGGAAUGUUUUACAAAUAAAUUGUGUUCCUCCAGUGGAAUCCAUGUGAAUGUUAUUAAGCAUUCUGAUUUACCAAGGGAAUUGAGGAAGCAAACUACUGUGCAACAGUUCAGACCAAUUAAGAGAACGUAACUUUUCUCAAUUAGAUAUAACUCAAAUUAAAUAAAAUGGAUGAAGUUAAGAUAAAUUGUUUCCAUUUUUAUUAAUAUGCAGAAUAUAUUUCUUUGGUCUAUUUUUGUGUGCCUAAUUCAAGAGAAUUCAUGUGAUACUUUUAGAUGAACACAUUUGUGUGUGUGUGCUUUCAAGUCAGUCUUGACUUCUGGUGACUGCCUGAAUAAGUCCAUGCAGGUUUUUUGGCAACAUUUUCAGAAGUGGUUUGCCAUUGCUUCUUCCUAGGGCUGAGAGGGAGGAUGACUGGCCCAAAGUCACCUAGCUGGCUUUGUGGCUAAGGCAGACUAGAACUCACAGCACCUAUACCAAACUGGCUGUAGCAAGCACAGGUGUGGAACCUAUGGCAUUCCAGAGCUUCUAUAGUCCCUCAGUCUCAUCAGGUGGUGACAGAUGCUGAGAUGAUUGUAGUAGCAUCUAGAAAGCCACAGAUUUUCCGCCUCUUGCCUAGAGUAUCACAGGACCUCUUUUCUUCCUCUAAAAAUACUCACUUCUACAAGGCUGUGAAAUCAAAACUGUAAUGCAGCAAUGGCAAAACCAACAGUAUGGAUCCAUAAUAGAAGUCUCAAUUUAAGCAGGGAAUGGCUCCUUUAUAAACUACACAUCAUACAGCAAAGCAAACUUAGAUAUUUGGAAUGUGGUUUCUAGGAAAAGAGUUAUGAGACCAAUUAAGAAGCAACUUCAACAGAUAUUAGUAAUGAUUUAUUUAUUUAUUAUUCACAUUUCUAUCACCGCCCAUCUCCCCCUAAAAGGGGGACUCUGGGCGUUUACAAUAAAAUUCACCUUAAAAACUGACAUCAUAAAAUCACCAAUAUUAAAAUAAUAAAAAUAUAAAUAUAAAAUCCAAGUGGGAGAUUUCCAUUCCGUCGGGAGAACUCUACAUCACCAGCCACCCCCAGGAAGAGCUAUUGCCCUUCCCAUCCCAGGCAAGGCGGCAAAACCAGGUCUUCAAGCCCCUCUGGAAGGUCGGGAGUGAAGGGGCCUGCCUCACCUCAGGGAGUAGAAUGUUCCACAGGGCAGGCGCCACUGCAGAGAAGGCCCACCUCCUGGACCCCGCCAGAUGAAAUUCUCUUACAGACGGGGUCCGCAACAUGCCCUCUCUGCAUGAUCGGGUGGGACGGGUUGAUGUUAUAGGGAUGAGAUGGUCCCUCAGGUAGCCUGGCCCCAUGCCAUGUAGGGCUUUAAAGGUGAUAACCAACACCUUGAAUUGGACCUGGAAGCAAACUGGACCCCAAUGCAGUUCAUGCAGUAGAGGUGUUACAUGUGCUGAUCUUGGAGCACUCAGCACUGUUUGCGCAGCCGCAUUUUGGACCAACUGAAGCUUCUGGAUACUCUUCAAGGGUAGCCCCAUGUAAAGCGCAUUGCAGUAGUCUAUAUGGGAGAUGACCAGGGCAUGAGUGACUGUCCGGAGGGCAUCUCCAUCCAGGAAAGGGUGUAACUGGCACAACCUGAAGUUGUGCAAAGGCCCUCCUAGCCACGACUGCCACCUGCUCUUUGAGCAGGAGUCGUGAGUCCAGGAGGAUCCCCAAGUUACGCACAGGUUCUGAAUAGGACAGUGCAACCCCAUCCAGAACUAAAGAUGACAACUUCCCGGAUACCGAGGAGCCAUCAAUCCACAGCCACUCCGUCUUACCAGGGUUCAGCUGAAGCCUGUUGCUCCUCAUCCAGGCCCCCACAGCCCCCAGGCAUUGAUCGCAUCACUUACUUCACCCGGGAUGGAGAUAUAUAUCUGAGUAUCAUCAGCAUACUGAUGGUACCUCGUCCCGUGGUGACGGAUGACCUCACCCAGCAGUUUCAUGUAGAUGUUAAAUCGGAGAGGGGAGAGAACCGAACCCUGCGGCACCCCGCAAAGCAGGGGUCGAGGGUCGGAUCUCUCAUCUCCUAUCACCACCGACUGGGACUGGCCCUGGAGGAAGGAGGUGAACCAGCGCAGAACCACGCCGCCCACCCCCAACUCCCUGAGUCACCCCAGAAUACCAUGGUCGAUGGUAUCGAAAGCCGCUGAGAGAUCAAGGAGAGCGAGGAUGGAUGCACACCUCCAUCCCGCUCCCACCAGAGAUCAUCCAUAAGCGCAACCAAUGCAGUCUCUGUCCCAUAUCCCAGCCUGAAACCUGACUGAAAGGGGUCUAGAUAAUCCGUUUCAUCCAGAAUCCUCUGAAGUUGUAACGCCACCACUUUCUCAACCAUCUUCCCCAAAAAGGGGAGGUGGGAGACUGGACGAAAGUUGUCCAGGACAGUAGGGUCCAGCGAUGGCUUUUUGAGGAGGGGGUGUACCAGUGCCUCCUUAAAGGCAACCGGAACCACUCCCUCCCUCAAAGAUGCAUUAACCAUCGCCUGGACCCAACCACAUGUCACCUCCCGGGCUGCUUUCACAAGCCAGAAAGCACAUGGGUCUAGAUGACACGUGGUGGCAUUUACAAUCCGGAAGAUCCUGUCCACUUCCUCAGGCCCAACAGGAUCAAACUGUUCCCAGAUAAUCCUCAAUGUUCAAUAUAAAGAACAAAUAUUUAGUUCAGCAGUUGGGGAACAAAUGGAAGAAUGCAUCACUAAAAAUUGUUCUAUCAUGUUUUUACUCUAUAGCUAUUUUUUUCUUACCUUGUGCUUUGUAUUUUUAACUUUCUAAAAAUCUAUUAAAAGCUUAAAUAAAAAAUAA